ACAAUAAAGCCUUAAUGAUUCACCGUGAUGCAAGGAUCAGCGAUGCAUUGGCCAAUCUUGAAGAGUUUAUGGAAAACUCCAGAGUAGUUCCAGCUGAACAUCCUACAGCCUUGCUCAUGUCUCUUUAUAAUGAUUUGCGGACACAAUCCUUCCAUACUGAAUCCGAAAAUCCCAAACUGCUCAAACUUGAGGAAAUACUCAUUAGAGUACUUUGCAAUGACCAAAAUGCCAGAGGAAUUAUAUUUGUUCGGACACGGGAAUUGGUCCAAGCAAUGGUUAGAUGGGUGAAUGAAUCGGAUAGUUUGAACGUUCUAAAUGCUUCCGGGUUCGUCGGACAAAGUGCAUCCGCUUCAGUUGGAGGGAUGACAAAGUGUGGACAGAAAAAUGUGUUGCAGUUCUUUAAGAAUGGACAUCAUCGACUUUUAAUUGCGACGUCUGUAGCUGAAGAAGGUCUUGACAUUUCUAAAUGCAACCUAGUGAUUCGUUACGAACAUGUUACGAAUGAAAUCGUUAGACUUCAAUCAAGAGGGCGGGCGAGAGCGGAAAAUAGCUUGUACUAUGUUAUCGCCGAGAAAGGGUCUUGGAUUCUGGAAAAAGAAGAAAAGAAUCGUCAAUGUGAGGAACUGAUGAAUCAGAUUGUUCCACAUCUUCAAGUGUUUAUUGAAGAUCAUUUAAACAUAUGGGAGAAAGAGCUCUUAGAUAUUCAAGAAAAAAUGAAACAAGCGGAACAAAGGGACGCAGAAGAAAGAAAAAUGUACAUGGCAGCUUCAGGUGCCCGCUUUGAGUGUGUAAAUUGCAGUUCCUUUAUUUGCUUGUCAGACGACAUCAGGGUCAUAAAAGGAGCACAUCAUGUUAUCAUUGAUGAAGAAGCAAAACGAUGCGUUACUCUCAAGAAGGGAGGUCCUAUCUUUACUGAACCGGAAGGCGCCCAAUAUGGAGGGGCCGUGUAUUGCGCAAACGAGGAAUGCCAACGGGAACUCGGAUCGGUUUGCACUUAUAAAUACUCUGAUUUCCCAUUGGUAGCUCUACAGAAUUUCAGAGUUGUUGAUAGAUUUGGACAAGGCCACACGUUUAAGAAAUGGAAACAGGUCAAUUGCAGAAUCGAGGAAUUUACAUUUGAAGACUUGGAGGCCGUUGUUGCCGAAAGACUUGUCAAAGUGCAGUUUGGUGGUCGUCCUUUGGAAGAACUGAUUAAUUUCAGGGCGGUUGAUUUGGUUGGACAAUGUGGCGCGUUAAAAGGAAUAUAAGCAGGUUAAUUGAAGGAUUAAGGAAUUGGCGGCUGUUUUUGCCGAAAUUAUGACCCGAAUGCUAGUGAUGUCGUUUGACGAUGACAUUUAGACGACCUGUUGUUUAAUUUAUGUGUGCGUUUAGUUCUUUGCCUUAAACACUGAUUUUAUAGACAUUUUAUAAAACAGUAUUUUUCCAACACCGAUCCAUUAUCAUUUUUGUGUUGAAUUUAUAUCUGUAAGAUUAAGACGUUGUUACACAUAUUUAUGCUGAACAUUGUGAUACGUUACGCAUUCUUACCUUAUAAAUAGAGUAAAAUAAAGUAUAAUAAUUUGGCGAUUGUGUUGAAAAUCAACUUAUUGUCCCUCAAUGCGCCUUCUUUUUAUGGUAACGUUUUGUCCAAAAAAGAUAAUAUUCAUAUGUUAUCUGCAUCAAUAUGUUGUGCUAUGCCAAUAUACCAGUUAUUUGUAAUUCCUGUGUUUAAAUGAGUCAAGUCUGCGAUUUUUUAAUGUAUAUCUCAUUUGGUAAUUGUUUUGAUAAUAAGACUGUACAUAUCAAGUAUUGUUUGUUGUGCUGUUAGAAUUGCAAUGUGCACAAUGCUUCGCUAAUCCAUAAGUCUAACGUACAUUUGUAUAUUCUUUUAAAUUAUGUACAUGC
This is a messenger RNA of Mya arenaria, 1884 nucleotides long. Its product is annotated as ATP-dependent RNA helicase DHX58-like. The record is from RefSeq and is a predicted model, not a curated record. Gene Ontology annotation, cellular component: cytoplasm. Lineage: Eukaryota; Metazoa; Mollusca; Bivalvia; Myida; Myidae. Bases 15 to 1247 code for a protein of 410 amino acids. The transcript has 4 exons.